AUGUUCAGCAUGAGUCUGCUUGAAAUCAGCGAGAACGUGAAGCUCGCCCGGGAGUACGCCCUGCUGGGGAACUACAGCUCCGCGCUGGUCUGCUACCAAGGCGUGCUGGAGCAGAUCAAGAAGUACCUUUUUGCAGUCAAGGAUGCCGCUUUGCAGCACAAAUGGCAACAGGUGUGGCAGGACAUAAAUGAUGAAAAUAAACAUGUCCGGGAGAUAGUGAGCACUCUGGAAAGCUUCCAGUUGGAAAACACGCCCUCUAAACCCCCAAGUCAAGACGGAGACAUCUGGCCUGUUCAGGUUGAGCGCAGGUAUGUGCCCCGAAGUGGAAGACAUUUUUUUGCAUUACAGAAUAAAUCUGCUGAUGUUUCAGAGACUGAAGUCAAGAAGUUUGAUGGAACUGGAUAUGAUAAAGACCUUGUAGAGGCCCUCGAAAGAGAUAUAAUCUCUCAAAACCCAAAUGUGAAAUGGGAUGACAUUGCAGACUUGGAAGAAGCCAAAAAACUGUUGAAGGAAGCUGUCGUACUGCCUAUGUGGAUGCCGGAGUUCUUCAAGGGAAUUCGUAGGCCCUGGAAGGGAGUGCUGAUGGUGGGCCCCCCCGGCACAGGAAAGACGCUGUUGGCCAAAGCCGUGGCUACGGAAUGCAGAACCACCUUCUUCAACGUGUCUUCAUCAACACUCACCUCCAAGUACAGAGGAGAAUCUGAGAAAUUAGUACGACUCCUGUUUGAGAUGGCCAGGUUCUACGCUCCCACCACCAUCUUCAUCGACGAGAUCGACUCGAUGUGCAGCCGCCGGGGAACGUCGGAAGAGCACGAGGCCAGCAGGAGGGUGAAAGCAGAGCUGCUCGUCCAGAUGGACGGUGUGGGCGGGGCCUCAGAAAAUGAAGACCCGUCAAAAAUGGUCAUGGUUUUGGCAGCCACAAACUUCCCCUGGGACAUAGACGAGGCGCUGAGACGACGACUAGAAAAGAGGAUUUACAUUCCUUUACCUUCAGCUAAAGGCAGAGAGGAGCUCCUAAAGAUCAGCCUGAAAGAGCUGGAGCUAGCAAAUGAUGUUGAUAUGGCGAAAAUAGCAGAGCAAAUGGAGGGUUAUUCUGGAGCUGACAUCACCAAUGUAUGCAGAGACGCCUCCCUGAUGGCCAUGCGCCGGCUCAUUGAGGGCCUGACGCCGGAGGAGAUCCGCAACAUCUCCAGAGACGAAAUGCACAUGCCGACCACCAUGGAAGAUUUCGAGACGGCUUUGAAAAAGGUGUCCAAGUCUGUGUCCGCAGCAGACCUGGAAAAAUACGAAAAGUGGAUUGCGGAAUUUGGCUCCUGUUAAGGCAUUUUUUUUUCCCCUUAGAACUUAGUUUUAAAACCUCCCUAACGCUCAGGGGAAAACAGGUGCAGUUCCUGACCGAAGAUUUUUUUUUUCCAUCUGGGAAAUGUGUAGCAGGUAUUUGACGUGACCUGUGCAAAUCAGAAUAUUAGGGUUGUUCCAUGAUUAUGAAUUAAGAUUAUAAUUCAUAAGUUCCUGAUUAUGAAUUAAGUGCAACAAUUUAAUAUUCAUGUUUGAUUCUGUACUACAGCCUGAUUGAUGGGAUAAGGUCAUUCCUUGAUUGGGCUCUCAUCUAGCUCAUUCUGAUUCUCAGAAAUUUGAGCAGCCAAUGAGUCUGCAUUUUUAAAAGUAGAAAAACAUGAAAUAUUGGUGGCAUUACAGUCAACUGUUGAUGUCCUUUUAGAAGUUAAUAUUUCACGACUGCUUCAAGAUCAGUUCAUUGCAUUUUCAGAAAGUUAUCUGCAUUUGAAAUCGGAUGAUUCAUUUUAUCUGUCAGGUUGUAGAACUGUCUAUAAAAUUACAUCAACCUCUAGCACUUGCAUCAUAUUUGAGAUGGGAGCUUAUGAGACACUCCUUAUUUUUUCAUUUUUGUUGUAGGUUAUCAGCAUCUUCAUUAUUUCUUGCUUCGAAAUGAAGAUGAGCACUUUGAAAAACACUAAGUUCUUGCACUUCACAGGGUAGGUCUAAAAACAUUAUUUCCUGACUGUGGAACAAGAAAAGCAGAGUUACAUACCUCAGAUGAAUGAGAUCUUUAAGUAUGGAAAAUUUUAGCACUUGUUGCAAUAUUCAUCUGUACGUUGCGCAAAUGGUGAUCAUGUGUUUGUGUAUAUUAGCCGAAGUGCCUGUUGAAGAUUACCUUGUCAACCUUUCUGGGACAGUAAUGUUACACUGUUGCAAUAAAGUUAGAUGUGUGUUGCACACA
Molecule: messenger RNA, 2239 nt
Organism: Lepisosteus oculatus (spotted gar)
Lineage: Eukaryota; Metazoa; Chordata; Actinopteri; Semionotiformes; Lepisosteidae
Source: RefSeq, a predicted model, not a curated record